Rhagoletis pomonella (apple maggot) is the source of this 1557-nucleotide messenger RNA. RefSeq names its product prolyl 4-hydroxylase subunit alpha-1-like. The coding region runs from base 1 to 1557 and encodes 518 amino acids. Gene Ontology annotation, biological process: peptidyl-proline hydroxylation to 4-hydroxy-L-proline. The transcript is spliced from 9 exons. Gene Ontology annotation, cellular component: endoplasmic reticulum. The record is from RefSeq and is a predicted model, not a curated record. Gene Ontology annotation, molecular function: procollagen-proline 4-dioxygenase activity; L-ascorbic acid binding; iron ion binding. NCBI's taxonomy places the organism in Eukaryota, Metazoa, Arthropoda, Insecta, Diptera, Tephritidae.
AUGUGCAUUUUCGGUUUGUUGUUUGUGCUAAUCGCGUUCGACUAUGGCGCGUCACAGAGCAUGGAAGGUGGAGACAGUAUUACAACAUCAAUUACCGGCCUGGAACAGCUACUCGAAACAGAAAAUUUUCUCAUACAAAAUUUGGAAAAUUACGCAAAUGAGUUAGAGGAAAAGUUGCUUGUCAUACGCAGCGUGAUUACUAGUCUUCGUGAGGAAAAUGUCAAGGCACGCGAAAAUAGCCAAUACUAUAUAUCGAUUCCAACGAAUGUAUUUUCCUUAGUGCGGCGAUUGCAGAAGGAUUGGAUAUACUUGGAUAUUUAUAUGAGGCAAAGUGUUGGUGAUGCGCAAAUACAGAUAUUACGUGAGCAAUGGUCUCAUUUGCCCAAAGAAAGUGAUCUGGUUGAAGCGGUACAAGCAAUGAGCCGAUUGCAGGAUACCUAUGACCUUAAGGCCGCAGAUCUAGCUAAUGGAGUGAUCAAUGGCAGAACAUACGACACAAAAUUAUCAUCGCUCGAUUGCUAUACUUUGGGCUAUGAGUUGUUCAAUCAAAAAGAAUAUAUAAGCGCGGGCUAUUGGCUAUACACAGCCCUACAACUGUACGGAGAAGAUGAAAUUACAAAACUGCAUAAUCUAAGUCAAUAUAAGAUAAUGGAACUCUAUGCUGAAACCUUACUAAGGCAGUUUCGGCAUCAAGACGCGCUAUCAGUGAUAAAUGCAAUGUUUGUUUUACCAACGUUGCAGCCUCCAGAAUCGGAUCUAGUUCACAAAAGAAUCGAGCUAGAGAAGCAUAUACAAAUCUAUAAUCCACAACCAGUGAUACACCCGAAAACAGAGCCCAACGCCUAUCAACGUGGUUGUCGCGGUGAGUACGCAAGUCGAAGACCUAUGCUUUACUGCCUCUACAACACUACGACAACCGCAUAUCUUAAAUUGGCGCCUAUUAAGAUGGAAAUUGUGAGUGUCGAUCCAUAUAUGGUCAUGUUUCAUGAUGUCAUUAGCGAUGAGGAAAUCGCCACGCUUCAAGAUAUGGCACGACCCGUGCUGAAACGCGCUACAGUGUAUAGUGAAGAAUCUAAACGCAGUAAAGUGGUUGCUACCCGUACCUCGAAGUUUGCAUGGUUUGCCGAUAACAGAAAUGAAGUUACUACGCGUAUCAAUAAACGUAUUGCCGAUAUGACCGGGUUCGAUCUGUUCGGCUCAGAAUUGCUACAAGUGAUGAAUUAUGGACUCGGUGGUCAUUAUAGUACUCAUUACGAUUUCUUCAAUGUAUCUAUGACAACGGAUAUAGUGGCGAAGCAAGGUGAUCGUAAGGCUACUGUUCUCUUUUAUAUGACUGAUGUGGAACAAGGUGGUGCGACUGUAUUUCCAAAUAUAGAAACUGCUAUUUUUCCUAAGAAAGGUACUGCUGUAAUGUGGUAUAAUCUCAAUAACCAAUACGUGGGUGACUAUAAAACUCUGCAUGCGGGCUGUCCAGUAUUAGUUGGUUCUAAGUGGGUUACAAACAAGUGGAUCCGUGAAAGAAAUCAAGUGUUCCGGCUACCAUGUUAUAAGGAAUAG